ACAUGAGGCGAGACCAUACACCGUGACGCCGAAGGAACACCAAGCUCUACAAGGAUGGAAUUUUCCAAGCUUCCUAAGCUUGGUGACAUGGAGCAGGAAAGCAUGUUGGGAUUUGUCCAUGGCGUGUCUGGACCAGUGGUUACAGCAGCGCAGAUGGCAGGCGCGGCCAUGUACGAGCUAGUGCGUGUGGGUCACUCCGAGCUUGUGGGGGAGAUUAUCCGCCUGGAGGGGGACUUGGCCACGAUUCAGGUGUACGAGGAGACCUCUGGGGUAUCUGUGGGAGACCCUGUCCUGAGGACUGGAAAACCUCUGUCAGUGGAGCUUGGUCCUGGGAUUAUGGGGAACAUCUUUGAUGGGAUCCAACGACCACUAAAAGAUAUUGCUGAUCUCACAAAAAGUAUCUACAUCCCUCGCGGAAUUAAUGUGAAUGCUUUGUCCCGCGAUAUUAAAUGGGAGUUUAUUCCUGAUAAAAACAUCAGGGCUGGGAGUCACGUUACCGGAGGUGAUAUUUAUGGAAUUGUCCCUGAGAACUCCCUCAUCAAACAAAAGAUCAUGGUUCCUCCCCGUAGCCGUGGCACGGUGACAUACAUUGCACCAGCAGGGAACUACGACGUUUCGGAUGUGGUCAUGGAAUUAGACUUCGAAGGCAUCAAGGAAAAGCUGACCAUGCUUCAAGUCUGGCCAGUCCGUCAGAUUCGUCCAACAGCAGAAAAACUCCCGGCAAACAACCCACUGCUGACUGGACAGAGAGUCCUGGAUGCCCUCUUUCCGUGUGUUCAAGGUGGAACCACUGCAAUCCCUGGUGCCUUUGGCUGUGGGAAGACCGUUAUUUCUCAAGCUCUUUCCAAAUACUCCAACAGUGAUGUCAUUGUCUACGUGGGCUGUGGAGAGCGAGGCAAUGAAAUGUCUGAGGUGCUGAGAGAUUUCCCUGAGCUUACCAUGGAAGUAGAUGGGAAAACAGAGUCAAUCAUGAAAAGGACGACCUUGGUGGCCAACACAUCAAACAUGCCGGUGGCUGCCCGAGAGGCAUCAAUCUAUACAGGGAUCACCCUUUCAGAGUAUUUUCGAGACAUGGGAUACAAUGUCAGUAUGAUGGCCGACUCCACAUCUCGAUGGGCAGAAGCCCUAAGGGAAAUAUCUGGACGUCUGGCCGAAAUGCCAGCUGACAGCGGCUAUCCUGCCUACCUUGGUGCUAGGUUGGCUUCUUUCUAUGAGCGUGCAGGACGAGUCAGAUGUCUUGGGAGUCCAGGCAGAGAAGGAAGUGUCAGCAUUGUUGGAGCAGUAUCUCCACCAGGAGGCGACUUCUCAGACCCGGUCACAUCCGCCACUCUUGGCAUAGUACAGGUGUUCUGGGGUCUGGACAAGAAACUGGCACAGAGGAAGCAUUUCCCCUCUGUCAACUGGCUCAUCAGCUACAGCAAGUACAUGAGGGCCCUGGAUGAAUACUAUGAGAGUAACUUCCCUGAACUCGUGCCUCUCAGGACCAAGGCCAAGGAAAUUCUGCAAGAGGAAGAGGACCUGGCGGAGAUUGUUCAGCUAGUGGGGAAGGGUUCCCUGGCAGAAGCUGAUAAGAUCACGUUGGAAGUUGCAAAACUGAUAAAGGAUGACUUCCUCCAGCAGAACGGAUACUCCGCCUAUGACAGGUACUGUCCCUUCUACAAGACAGUGGGAAUGCUACAGAAUAUGAUUGCCUUCUAUGACAUGGCCCGACACGCAGUGGAGGCCACAGCACAGGCAGAAAAUAAGAUCACUUGGGCCAUCAUUCGUGAGAACCUUGGAGAUAUUCUGUACAAACUCAGCUCUAUGAAGUUCAAGGAUCCGGCCAAGGAUGGAGAAGCCAAGAUCAAAGCUGACUACAUCCAGCUGAACGAGGAGAUGCAGACGGCGUUCCGCAGCCUGGAGGACUGAGAUGGACGUGGCAUAGCUGUGAACACACCAUGUUAUUAGAAGCAGCAUUACCUGAUAUAAAGGAGGACAUUGCUUCUCACAGUCCACUCUAUACAUACACAGACCUCAAACAUUGCAGAAGAGGGCACCGGAUGGAUAGCCUCAUCUUUUCCCAGGACUCUACAGAACAUGAUACUCACCUGGAGACCUCACACUUGUGUAUGGCUCCACUGGAGAAGAUCCCUGCUAAUGGCUGUGUUAUAUGAUGUACAUGUGUAUGACAAAGAGGGUGAAGGCUCAGGACAGGACACUGUGUCCUCACCAUCUCUGAAUGUAGUCACUGGAUGGACUGCAAAACAAUUAGGAAAUGAUGACGAAUAAAAGUGCCAGGGCUCAGA
This is a messenger RNA of Bufo bufo (common toad), 2285 nucleotides long. Its product is annotated as V-type proton ATPase catalytic subunit A-like. Gene Ontology annotation, cellular component: proton-transporting V-type ATPase, V1 domain; lysosomal membrane. Gene Ontology annotation, molecular function: ATP hydrolysis activity; proton-transporting ATPase activity, rotational mechanism; ATP binding. The transcript is spliced from 15 exons. Lineage: Eukaryota; Metazoa; Chordata; Amphibia; Anura; Bufonidae. Gene Ontology annotation, biological process: proton transmembrane transport; ATP metabolic process. Bases 55 to 1908 code for a protein of 617 amino acids. The record is from RefSeq and is a predicted model, not a curated record.